This is a messenger RNA of Penicillium brevicompactum, 1446 nucleotides long. Its product is annotated as Histidine phosphatase superfamily clade-2. The transcript has a single exon. The coding region runs from base 1 to 1446 and encodes 481 amino acids. The record is from RefSeq and is a predicted model, not a curated record. Lineage: Eukaryota; Fungi; Ascomycota; Eurotiomycetes; Eurotiales; Aspergillaceae. Gene Ontology annotation, biological process: dephosphorylation. Gene Ontology annotation, molecular function: phosphatase activity.
AUGUGGUUCUCCGUCCAGUCUAGUCUUUUGCUGGCUGCUUCCCUUUCGUCCGUCGCUGAGGCAGAACGUGUGCUGGGUGCUUACAUUUUUGCGCGCCAUGGAGAUCGCUCCCCCAAGAUCUUCGGUAGCACUACUCUCUCUGAUCUAGGCUACCGACAGGUCUUCGAUGCCGGUUCUUAUUACAAUGACCGAUAUAUCUCGGACAAUUCCUCCAAGCAGAUUGAAGGCAUUAGUCCCGAGAUCGUCAACCCUAAGCAGAUCAGCGCUACUGCUCCAGCGGAGAAUGUCCUGCAAAAUUCGGCUUUCGGUUUCUUGCAGGGAGUCUACCCUCCUGUUGGCAAGGUUGCUUCCCAGACUCUGGGCAAUGGCUCCGAGGUCGAGGCUCCGUUGGGCGGUUACCAGCUGAUUCUCUUGUCUGAAUCGACUACCAGCAAGGAUGCCGAAGACUCGACUUGGUUGCAGGGCUCUAGUGGCUGCCAAAAGGCAACCGUCAGCAGCAACAACUACUUCACUUCCGACAUGUACACCAAGUUGCUAGCCUCAACCAAGGACUUCUACAAGUCCCUGGAGCCCAUGCUAUCUGGUGCCUUUGCCACAUCUGACAUGACCUUCAAAAACGCCUACACCAUUUUCGACUACUUGAACGUCGGCAAAAUCCACAACUCCAGCAGCGAGUUCUCCCACAAGUCUGACCUGACCGACGAUGUCUACCACCAGUUGAUCUCGCUGGCCGGCAGCCACGAGUACAACCUCGCCUACAACUCGUCCGACAAGGUGCGCGCCAUUGACGGUGCCGUUCUAGCCGGCGAGAUCAUGUCCGCCCUCAACGAGACCAUUGCUACCAAGGGCAAAUCCAAGUUGAACAUUGGGUUCGGCUCCUACGGUACCAUCUUCUCUCUCUUCGGUCUGCUGCAGAUGCCUGCUGCAUCUGUUAACUUCACGGGAAUCCCCGACUAUGCGUCCUCAAUGGUCUUCGAGUUGGUAACCGACGCCGAGGGCACUGAUUUCCCUACCGACAAGUCAGACCUCAGCGUGCGCUUCUUGUUCCACAACGGUACUAUUACUGGUGGAUCUGAGCCCACCGCGUACCCGAUGUAUGGUCAGUCCAGCGAGCUUAUUUCCUGGAAUGACUUCGUCACCAAGACCACUGAGAUUGCUGUUGUCAACGAUGACGAGUGGUGCACUAUGUGUGGAAACACAGAUGGAAAAUGUGCCAGCUCUGACAGCACCAGCUCUUCUUCCGGCUCUGCUAGUGCUUCCAGCACUGGUGGUUCCGGUAUGUCUCGCGCUGUGGCUGGUGUAAUUGGUGCUAUGGUUACCCUGGCAGUUAUCCUUGGCUUGCAGGCUCUGUUCUUCCUUGUUGGUGGAUUCCGCAUUGCGAAGCGUAACAAGAACAGCCCUGACAUGAGCUCCUCUCCUGUUGCGGAGGUGGAGAAGAAGGCUUAG